AUGCCAACUGUAAUCGUUUUCAUCCCUGGUUAUCAAUCUGUUGUACCUUCGACAAAAUCAAAGUUUCUUCAAACAUGGUCUAUUGAACAUCAUUGUCGUUUCAUUGCCUUCAAUCACGAUUUUACAUCCGUUCAUUCAUGUGUUGGAACAUGGUUUCAUCAUCUUCUAUCGGUUCUUUACGAAAAGACUGGCAACGAUAACGUCAUUUUAGUUGGCGCUAGUUUAGGUGCAUGGCUUGCACUUUUAGUUCUCAUUCGAAAAGAAGUUGAUAUCUCAUUACGUUCUCGUAUUCGUGGUAUUCUUGCAUUAGGCAUGAGUGUCAAUGGCACUGAAGUAUGGUUAAAUGAAAUUCAACCGAUAGAAAAUCGUUCAAAUCGCAACUAUAUAUAUCAUCGACCUAGUUCUUACUCAUCUACUGGCUUUUAUGACAUACCUGUUUCAAUGUUAAUUGAUUCAAAAGAAUAUCUAUUACCGAUUGAAUGUGAUGCAAUUCAGUUGGGAUGCACUCAAUGUUCACUGAUUUUCAUGCAUGGUAUGUUUGAUUCAGAUGUGCCUUAUCAACGUGUUAUUGAUUUUGUAAGUCGUUUACGAACUGAUAGACAAGGAGCAAUACAAAUUCGUCUAGUACAUGAUGGUGAUCAUCGAUUAUCACGUCUUGAAGAUCUACGUGAAAUCAAAAGUUGUUUAAAUGAUCUUAUUGAGAUUUUACACAAUGCGUGA
Molecule: messenger RNA, 720 nt
Organism: Rotaria socialis
Lineage: Eukaryota; Metazoa; Rotifera; Eurotatoria; Philodinida; Philodinidae
Source: the annotation of a GenBank genome assembly